Molecule: messenger RNA, 6116 nt
Organism: Leucoraja erinaceus (little skate)
Lineage: Eukaryota; Metazoa; Chordata; Chondrichthyes; Rajiformes; Rajidae
Gene: hnf4a
Product: hepatocyte nuclear factor 4, alpha
Exons: 10
Coding region: 110-1486 (458 amino acids)
Biological process (GO): positive regulation of transcription by RNA polymerase II; cell differentiation; anatomical structure development
Molecular function (GO): nuclear receptor activity; RNA polymerase II cis-regulatory region sequence-specific DNA binding; zinc ion binding
Source: RefSeq, a predicted model, not a curated record
AUUUCAGUAAAAUGUUUGUUAAACAUCAUUGCUGACUGAGACUCGGUCAAAGUAAGCCUGACACAUCAGAGUCGUUCACUGAAGGUGGGAUUGUGGAGUUUUCGUCACAAUGCGCUUGUCGAAAGCUCUGAUAGAAAUGGAUUUGCCAGAUUACACCGCUGCCUUGGAUCCUGCUUAUACAACUCUGGAGUUUGAGAGCAUGCAAGUGCUGGCAAUGGGCAAUGAGACAUCUCCAUCUGAAGCCACCAACAUGAACGUGUCCAACAGCCUCGGUGUUGGUGCUCUUUGCGCGAUCUGCGGUGACCGAGCUACAGGGAAGCAUUACGGAGCUUCCAGCUGUGACGGCUGCAAAGGCUUCUUCCGACGAAGUGUCCGAAAAAACCACAUGUACACUUGCAGGUUUAACAGACAAUGCAUUGUAGACAAGGACAAACGGAACCAAUGUAGAUACUGCAGAUUAAAAAAGUGCUUUCGUGCAGGGAUGAAAAAGGAAGCUGUGCAGAAUGAAAGAGACAGAAUAAGCACGAGAAGGUCAAGCUACGACGACAACAGUCUGCCUUCAAUAAACGCACUCAUACAAGCAGAGGUUCUAUCUCGACAGAUUUCUUCGCCUGCAUCAGUUAUAAACAGUGACAUCCGAUCUAAGAAGAUUGCAGUGAUAAGUGACGUGUGUGAGUCUAUGAAACAGCAACUGUUGGUGCUGGUGGAGUGGGCCAAAUACAUCCCAGCUUUCUGUGAACUUGCGCUGGAUGACCAGGUCGCUUUAUUACGAGCCCACGCUGGGGAACAUUUACUGCUCGGAGUUGCAAAGCGUUCUAUGAUGUACAAAGAUGUUCUGCUCUUAGGGAACGACUACAUCAUUCCACGCAAUUGCCCGGAGCUGGAAAUAAGCCGUGUGGCAACUAGAAUUCUCGACGAACUAGUCCAGACGUUUCAGGAGAUCCAGAUAGAUGACAACGAAUAUGCUUGUUUAAAGGCCAUUGUUUUCUUUGAUCCAGAUGCCAAGGGUCUCAGUAACCCAGCCAAGAUCAAGCGCAUGCGGUUCCAGGUACAAGUCAGCUUGGAGGACUAUAUCAAUGACAGACAAUAUGACUCCCGAGGGCGAUUUGGAGAGUUGCUGCUAUUGCUGCCCACUCUACAGAGUAUCACCUGGCAAAUGAUCGAGCAGAUCCAGUUUGUCAAACUCUUUGGAAUGGCUAAAAUUGACAACCUGCUUCAAGAGAUGCUUCUGGGAGGUACAGCAAAUGAGACACCACAUACACACCACUCACUACAUCCUCACCUGGUCCAGGAACAUCUAGCAAGUAACGUAAUAGUAACCAGCACAAUGCCGGCCCCUGUGCACAAUGGGCAGAUCUCGACACCGGAAACACCUUUGCCAUCUCCUCCCGGAGGUUCAGCUUCAGAGCCGUACAAACUGGUAUCAGGUUCUCUCCCAUCAGUAUCAAAACCACCAGUGCCCAUCCCGAAACAGGAAAUUAUUUAACAUCGCGCCUGCACUGGUGGGAAACAUCGAAAGGCAAAAUUAAGAAAUAAAUAACUCUGUAGAUUUUCUACACCAAGAGGACUGCUCGAUGAGAAUGUUAUUUCAAUGAGGACAAUGUUCUAUUUUUACUCGACGAAGCAAUUAAAUCCAACAUUAAGCAAAGGUAGAUGUUUAACUGGCUGUCAGAUAAAUAUUGUAUCCCUGUGUAUUCAAAAGACUAAUGUGGAAACAUUGGCUCGAUUCAUUCAAUUAUUUAGGAUUCCACAUGUGUAUUGCCAACUAUUUCUUGCUUCUUAAGGGUUGAUUUUAACUCUGUCCACCAAGUGGAUAAAGUGGAGCAGACUUUCGAUGAAUUAUAAAUUUAAAUAAUAUUAUUAAUGGCAUAGUGUUCACCCCAAGUUCCUAAUGUUCCAGCCAUACCUAGGCUGACCUAGAACAGUGCUGGAUUAGUGUUCAUUUGAAGGCAGAUGAGGGCAUCAUAUUCAGAGAUCAUGGACUGAAUGCUAAUUUAACUGACAACUUAAGAAGUGCAACGGGCAGUGAGGUAGCUUGGAUGAGACAGGUUUCAAAAUUGAACCUCUUUGGUGCAGCAGUAGAUUUGAUGCCUCACAGUGCCAGAGACCCGGGUUCGAUCCUGACUACAGGUGCUGUCUGUACGCAGUUUGCACAUUCUCCCCGUGACCGCGUGGGCUUUCUCCGGGUGCUCCGGUUUCUUCCCACAGUCCAAAGACAUACAGGUUUGUAGGUAAAUUGGCUUCUGUAAGUUGUCCCUAGUGUGUGGGCUAGAGCUAGUGCACGGGUGAUGGAUGCUCAGCUUGGACUCGGUGAGAUGAAGGGCCUGUUUCCAUGCUGUAGCUGUGAACUAAACUAAACCCUCUUACACUUUGCCAACCCAGCUCAGUGUCCAUACCUUCAAUUAUCACCAACCCUGAAUCAUUUCCCCAGACCCGUCUCUUGCUGGUCUCAGCUGUCAGCUCAGUCCUCAUUUCCACUGGUCUUUGGUGUUCCACCAGCCUAACCUGCUGAUGGAGCACCCCUCCACAUUCAUCGAACCCCGUAUAACAUCUCCUGCGCUCCACCCACAGUCCAGGUUAAAAUCAUCCUUUUACUUUUACAAUUGAACGUGAUUGUACAACUUCAAGUUGUAGUGUUGUAUGUGGUAAGCAAGAUGCCUAGAACUUGAACUAAAAACAGCAACAAUGCUGGAAAUACUCAACAGGCCAAGCAACGUCUGUGAAGAGAGAAAUAUUGUUGACAUUCCAAAUCGAUGAGUUUUCAUCAGAACAAAAAGAAGGAAAAGUCGGGAACAAACGAUUUACAUGUUGGAGAAAAGGGGGAGAAAUAGAGAAAACAUUGGUUAUUAUUGUCACAUUCACCAAGAUGCAGUGAAAAGCUUUUGUUUGCCUGCUGUCCAUUUCAAUGAGAUAAUAAUGUACAUCCUAUACAAUCAAGUCAAUCACAAGUAAAUGUGUACACAUAGACAUAGACACACGCAUACAUACACAUGCACAUUUACAUAUACACCUACGCAAACACAAACACAUACACCUGCACAUAUACAUAUACUGUACAUACACAAACACAUACACAAACGUACACAUAUACACAUACACCAACUGUAUUCUUUGGUGGAGAGCAAGAGAGAGGCUGAAUGACAAAAGUGGUGAUAGAGAUGGCUGGUGCAGACAUGGUAAUACCCACUCAUCUCUCUGGAGGUGAUGUAAAAGAGAGAGAUGAACAGAAAACGGAGGAUACAAAACACUCCUGAAACUGUGACACACCAAUCAAUACAGCUCGGAAAUCAGAAAUUAGAGAAUGUUCCUAUUUAUCUGUCAUCGAUACAGAUGAACUGCAAUUUCCAGUCGGUGAUUAACAAGCCGUUGUUUUCUAAGUGUUUUUUCAUUCUGAUGAAAAGUCAACUUGGAAUGUUCACUGUCAUUCUCUCUCACAGAUGCUGGCAUCCUGCCAAGUACUUCCAGAAAUGUUUGUUUUUGUUAUACAGAUACAGGUCCACCACUGAUUAUCCAGCACCCUUGGUUCCAGAGCUUUUUACCAUGUUAUCCGUUUUGCCGGGCCAAAAGAGGUCACUGCCUGCGGGGGGGGGGGGGGGAGACACAGAUGACGGCCAACAAAGUCGGCCUCGGAAGUGGGAUAUGGGAACGGAUUUGACCGCUCCGGCCGGGCCGGAGUUCCAGAGCGCCGGCCCCAGCGGGCAAAUUCGACCCAUCGAUCGGCACGGAAGUCUCACCCGGCCGAGGUGCCAUAUCUUCGGGGGGUCUUCCGGGUGGGGAUUUCAAGUGCGCUCUCGUGAUUUUAUCCGGAUUAAAGGAGGUGCCGAACCACUAGCUUGCUGGACAAUCAGUGGUGUAUCUGCAGUUUCAUUUCUCAACACUCUUAAGAAAUCAAAUGUGAUCAGUCACCACAAUCAGGAUGUGAACUGGGUUUUGACGUGGACCCACGAUGAAUUAGCAAGGUUUUGGUUCUGAAUGGGGUUUUUUUUCUCUUUAGUGGAGAACCUCCUUCUCUGAAUGUUUAUCAAAUCUAAUAUUUAUGCUUUUAUAAUAUUCCGAGAUGUUGUAUGAUUCCACUACUUUUCUUUUCUUCAUGUGCCAUAUUUUUAGAUUGCCCUUCAGAGUAUUUCUGUAAGUCAAAUCUGAGUAGGUGUACAUAUCAGAAAAUGGAUCUCAUGAGAAUUAUUUAAUAGAUUUAAAGUAUUUGAAGAAGAAUUUAUUUUUGCUGGCUACGGUAAUGAUAAUUACAUCAAAAAUGUUUAAUGUAAACUCCAUUUUAUUAAAACAAGGAAUAGCUCACUUCCAUGGGCAUAACAUGAUGCCAAAAUGUGUAUAAUGUACACAACGUGAGCAAUUUGGCACUCACAUCCCUGUUAUAUCAGCUGGACUUAACUGAACAACCAGCCAAGUGCUAACAACUUGACUUGUCUUAAAACACGCGCUUCAUCAUGGUCUAACUGCAAAGCAUUUAUAACAGAUUGCUAAAGGGAUCACACAUGCACCAAAUACUGUAGAAAAAAGACUAUUGCCCAAUGCCUCCAAGAGUAUAACAAUGACUAACCUACAGAUGUACUUCAGAACCCCAAUUCCAACUUUGGAAUGUCCUGUCUUUGCAGAAAGUCCCCAACAGCUGUUAGCAUUUAUUUCCCUUUUCAUGUUAUUUUGAGGGAAUCUUUACCAAGGCACUCAAAUACCCAAUAAUUGUUCCAAAAUUAGCUUCAUAGUUCAAGUAGGUUUUCUAUAGAUGCAAGGUUUGCUGCUGUGCAAAUGAAUAUUAAGUGGACUUUAUGCCUCAGUAGGGUGGCAUGGUGGUGCAGUGGUAGAGCUGCUGCCUUACAGCGCUAAAGUCCCGGGUUCGAUGCUGACCCCGGGUGCUGACUGUGUGGAGUUUGCACGUUCUCGCUGUGACCACGUGGGUUAUGUCCUGGUGCUCCUGCUUCCACUCACAACGCAAAGGCAAGUGGGUUUGUAGGCUAAUUGGCCUCUGUAAAGUUGCCCUUUGUAGAGAGAGAAUGCAGAAGUGGGAUAACAUAGAACUAGUGUGGACGGGUGAUCAAUGGUGGGCAUGGACUCAGUGGGCCAAGGAGCCUGUUUCCAUGCUGCAUCUCUAAAAACUAAAAGCAAUAUAAAUCCAUAUAAUCCUUUCUGAGCAAAUGCAAUUUUUUUUUAAUGCCCAUAAAUAUAUUUUUAGAGAAAUAUGAGAAGCCUCGUAACACAUCCUCCAGCAAGUUUAUCAUUUGGAUCUGUGUACAUUGAUCUCGUAAGCCAGCAUAGAUUUGUAUAACAGAGUGGACUGUCUCUGCCAACUUGGCUUCAUCUACUGUAAAAGUCAUUCAAUUCAGGGUGCACUACCUCAGGUAUAUUUCACUUAAAAUAGACCCACAUAAUUCACAUUAAGCAUAUUUUCGCCUUACAAUUUUUAAACAAGAAUUGUUUAUUUCAAUCUAUUAAUAAUGACCCAGUGACAAUGUGUUCAUAUUUUAAUUUCAGUUUGUUGGGAUGUAUCAAUUAAAAUAUAUUCUGUCUUUAUUAGUGCUAUAAAUCGUAACAUUUCACACAAGUUCUUUGUUUUAUCUGAGGCCAGAAUUAUAAAUGUCCAAAUAUUGUUAUUUUACUGAUUAAAAGCCAGCAAAUGUUAUUUUUGAUAUGAUUGUCCAGCCAAAUAUCCCUGUAAAUUCCUUCAUCUAUAAUCAAACUUUCUGUGCUCUAACAUAUUUAUUGCAUACCGUUUUUAUACCAAAGUGUUUUAUUUAACCCUUUUCUGAAGUCCUCAAAUGCACUUGAAGUUACAUGCCCAAUGUAACAUGUCCUUGCUUCUUCCAGAAUAAUAUCUGACCUUUAUUAAUAAACAGAAGACAUAUCCCAGUGUGAAAAAACUUCACUGGAUUGUAAAGAGCAUGCUUAAAUACAUAGAUAAUUCGGUACUAAUGAAUAGAGCAUUUAAAGCAUUCUCCAUGUUAAUUCCUGCAACACCGAUCAGUUUCUCAAAGAUUCGUGAGGUCAUUUGGAUUGGUUUUACCUAUCUCGAACGGGUACUGAAAGUUUUUAAAGCAAUCUUACUACAAUGCAGAUGCAGGGAACUGCAGAUGCUGAAAUCAUGAGCAAAACAAAAAGUACUG